Hippoglossus stenolepis (Pacific halibut) is the source of this 4714-nucleotide messenger RNA. It is a transcript of the gene itga2.2, whose product is annotated as integrin, alpha 2 (CD49B, alpha 2 subunit of VLA-2 receptor), tandem duplicate 2. Gene Ontology annotation, cellular component: external side of plasma membrane; integrin complex. The transcript has 30 exons. Gene Ontology annotation, biological process: cell-cell adhesion; cell adhesion mediated by integrin; integrin-mediated signaling pathway. Bases 237 to 3794 code for a protein of 1185 amino acids. NCBI's taxonomy places the organism in Eukaryota, Metazoa, Chordata, Actinopteri, Pleuronectiformes, Pleuronectidae. Gene Ontology annotation, molecular function: integrin binding. The record is from RefSeq and is a predicted model, not a curated record.
UGCCUCUUCCUCCCUUCACAACUACAUCCUCCAGUUCACACCCUGAGUCAACACUCGGGUCAGACUCUGAAUGAGCAGGUCGCAGGAAGGAGCGGAGCGCAUUUCCUUAUUUAGAGAGUCUGCGCGCCGCGUCACCGCCGAGUGUCGACGCCGCAGCCGCAACUUUAACAAGUGCGGUGGCUUCAUCUACUCACCUCACACACACUCACUCACACACACACAUGGAGUAAAAGACGAUGGAGCUCAUCUGGAGGAACAUCUGCUUCGUCCUCACACUCCUCUCUGACAGCGUCUGGCAGUCACAGUCCUUCAACGUCGGCACCGCGGGCGCCAAGAUCUUCAGUGGUCCAGCGGCGGAGGAGUUCGGCUACACAGUCCUGCAGACGACCAACCAUGAAGGCAAAUGGCUCCUGGUCGGCGCUCCGUGGGGUGGUUACAAGCGAAACACCAAGGGGGAUGUUUACAAGUGUCCAGUCGCAGGGGCCAGGAACAGCUGCGACAAGCUCAAUCUUCAAGAUUCUGUCAGUAUUCCAGAUGUCAGAAACCUCAACGACAACAUGCACCUGGGUUUGACUCUCACCCGGAUGCCUGCAGUCAAUGGUUUGAUGACGUGCGGUCCUCUGUGGGGACAGGUGUGUGGCAAUCAGAACUUCUACCCUGGAAUAUGUGCAAAAAUGAAUCCCCUCUUCAAGCCUCAGCCGGCCUUCUCUCCCGCCGUCCAGACAUGUGGAGGACCUAUGGACAUUGUGAUUGUUCUAGACGGCUCCAACAGCAUUUAUCCUUGGCAACCAAUGAACGAUUUCCUCCAGAAACUAAUCCCCACGCUGGACAUCGGGCCCCGAAGCACACAGGUCAGUGUCAUUCAGUAUGGCGUUAAUGCCCGGUUUGAAUUCAAACUGAACGACUAUAAAACCAAAGAAGAUGUGCUGAAAGCAGCGUCCGGAAUCACACAGAUGUACGGUGGGUCAACCAAUACCUUCCACGCCAUCGAGUUCGCCAAUCAGUGGGGUUUCAAUCAAAAGCAUGGAGCUCGACCGGGCGCUGCCAAGGUGAUGGUGGUCGUCACUGAUGGAGAGUCUCAUGACAAACAUUUCAGGGACACGGUCAUUGGAGAAUGUGAUAAAGCAGGCAUCACCCGCUUUGGUAUCGCUGUCCUGGGUUAUUAUAUUAGAAACGACAUCAACACAGAGAACCUGAUAACAGAAAUCAAAUCCAUCGCCAGUUUACCCACAGAGAAGUUCUUCUUCAAUGUGUCCGAGGAGGCGGCUCUCUCCACCAUCACCGGAACACUGGGGAACCGCAUCUUCAACAUAGAAGGCACCGGAAAAGGGGGAGACAACUUCAAAAUGGAGAUGUCCCAGGUUGGAUUCAGCGCCCACUACUCCAGCCAGCAGGACGUGAUGAUGCUGGGAGCAGUGGGAGCUUACGCCUGGAGCGGGACUGUUGUCCAUCAAAAAGGAUCCAAAGUCGACAUUCUCCCUUUCUCAGCCUUUGAGGCGGCCCUUCAAGACAGAAACCACAGCUCACUACUGGGUUACUCUGUCACCACACUGACCGAUGGCUCCGCUCUGUACUUUGUGGCCGGGGCUCCUCGCUCCAACCACUCUGGACAAGUUAUCGUCUACACCGUCAACGCUCAGAAGCAAACCGCUAUCAUCGAUUCAGAAAGAGGGAAACAGAUCGGGUCCUACUUUGGGAGCGUCUUGUGCUCCCUGGACGUGGACAAAGACGGGACGACGGACAUCUUACUGGUGGGGGCGCCCAUGUUCAUGAGCGAGCUGAACAGAGAAGAGGGCAGGGUCUAUGUCUUCUCUGUCACCAAGGGUAUUCUGAACGAGCAGGGAUUCCUCAAUGGUCCUGACCCGACUGAAAAUGCACGUUUCGGGAUGGCCAUCUCCGUCAUUCCCGACCUGGACCUCGACGGUUUCAACGACGUCGUUGUUGGAUCGCCACUAGAGGACAGACAGAAAGGUGUCAUUUACAUCUACAAUGGAGACAAGAAGACAUUAAACAAAGACUUCUCACAGAGAAUCUUUGGCUCCAAACUGGAUCCUCAACUGCGUUUUUUUGGAAGGUCCCUCGAUAGCUUCCAAGAUCUGAAUGGUGAUUCGCUCCCAGACAUCUCAAUCGGUGCCUAUGGAAAAGUGGUGCAGCUCUGGUCCCGAGGUGUGGCGUCGGUCUCAACUAAAGCUUCUUUCAACCCCGAUAAAAUCAACAUUUUCCACAAACCCUGUAACGUACACGGGCGCAAGCAUUCGUGUUUCAAGGCCAACCUCUGCUUCAGUGCUGCGUUCAGGCCGAAGAAUCCUGUUGGACCCAUCGACAUAUCUUACACCUUGACUCUGGACGCGGACCUACAAGCUUCACGAGUGACGUCAAGAGGAAUGUUCACAAAAAACAAUGAACGCUUCCUCACAGAAAACGCAAAGAUAUCGUCUACCCCCCUCUGCCGAGACUACGAGGUUUACGUUCAGGAGACACCAGACUUCGUCAAUUCCCUCAGUUUAAAGGUGGAAAUCGAGCAGAAGAAUCCGGAUGUGAAUCCCGUCCUGGAUAAGUUUUCUCCCAGUGCCUCGCAGUUCUUUAUCCCCUUCACUAAAGACUGUGGCUCUGAUGAUGUGUGCAUCAGUGAUCUGGUGCUGAGUGUGACCACAGACUCUAAGAAGUCCAGCUCAGCUCCCAUCCUGGUCAGUGCCAACAACCGAGAGCUGUCGUUUGAAGUUGUUGUGAGGAACAAAAAGGAGAACGCGUACAACACUCGGGUGUCGGCCACGUUCUCCAGCAACCUCUACUACUCCUCCGUCGUUCCUCCUACGGACAGUGUCAAAUGCACCUCGACACAAACACAAACUGUCACUUGUCUAGUGGGAUAUCCAGCAUUGAAGACAAAUGAAGAGGUGAAAUUUCAGCUAAAUUUUGAAUACAGUCUCGAUCAAAUGCAAAACCAAGCUGAGGUGAAUUUCGAGGCUAAGAGCGACGGUAAAGAGGAAAGACCUGCAGACAACAAGGUGGACAUAUCCAUUCCUGUCCGAUAUGAUGCAGGGAUUGUUUUAUCCAGGCAGUCAAACAUCAACUUUUACGUGGCGAAUGCGACCAACGCGCCUGUGACUACGGUGAAAACUCUGGAUGACAUCGGCCCAGAGUUUAACUUUACAGUGAAGGUCUCAACAGGGAACUUUGCGGUGAACCUCCUGUAUCUGACCAUUGGUCUGCCCAUGAUGACUAAAGGUGGAAAUAAUCUCCUCUACGUCACCAAAGUGGUCACACAAACAGGAGGUUCUGUCAGCUGUGAUUCCAGCAGCCUGGUUGAUCGUCUGAAGAUCGGUGGGAAAACACAAAAAGUGACUUUCUCCGAGGAGAGCCUCCGAGGCAUGGACGUGCUGGAUUGCAAAACUGCAAAAUGUGAGUAUAUCAAAUGCAACCUCAAAGACACUGACGUAAAGAGCGACUACUUUGUGAUGGUGAAAACCAGGAUCUGGAGCGGCACGUUUAAUCUGGCCACCUAUCAGACCAUCGAGCUCACCUCCAGUGUGGCUCUGGAAGCCUCCAACCCCGACCUGGUCAUUAUCGGACUCAAAGAGCUGCCAGUGGUGCUGACCAUCAGUAAACCAGGGGAGACGGCUGAUGUUCCGGUGGGAGUGAUCGUCGGCAGCGCUAUAGGCGGACUGGCGCUGCUGGCUCUGGCAGUAGGAUUACUGUGGAAGUUUGGGUUUUUCAAAAGAAAGUACAAGCAGCUGCAGAUGGAGGCCGAUGAAGACGGACAGAGUCAUGCACAUGUCAAUGAGGUGCUGUGAGCUGGAGAGAAAACCCACAGCCUUCUCCCUCCACUGGUUUGUUUCCAGUGUGGAUACUGGUACUUCUCACUGGUUCUUGUAAAGUGCAAAUGGACUAAAGCUCAGUCACUGGAAAUUGGACAUUGGAAUGAAAUGGAAGCUUGUUCAGUUUGUGAAUAACUGAGAUCAAACUCUUUUUGCUUUAAGGACUGCACAUUGACUAUUUGCUGCUAUGCACUGACUUUGAACAAAUAUAAAAGCUGUAUUUUUUUUCCCAACACGACAAAACUUAGGCUCUUAGACGUCAGGCAUUCAUGGAUGUAAAUGUUGCCAUCUCGAGUUUUACACUGUAACUGCAUCUGAUUUAUACAUCCUUAGCUAUGACAAACUCUGGGCAACACGAUUGACAAGUAAAAGUUUCUGUCAGAAAAACUUCACGAUCAUUCGUCAAAACACUGACCCUUUAAACACUGACCCUUUAAACACACACACACACACACACACACACACACACACACACACACACACACACACACACACACACACACACACACACACACACACACACACACACACACACUGUACAACUGUAGCAUUAACUUACUUCUGACACUCAGGACUUUUCUUAAAACAGUUGAUAUCGAUAGUUCAAAUCCUGAAAAAGUGAAACGUGUCAUUACUGUUCCUUUAUGAUUGUCUUGUAUAUACUGUGAGAUAAAAUGAUGAUCUUUCUUGGAGAGUUUUACAUAUGAAAAUAUUAGAGGCAAUGUGGGUACAUGGAAUAGUUUCUUCUGUUGUUGUUAUUGUGAACCGGUGAUGUUUUUUAUUGUAAUGUUUAGGGCUUCACUCCACCUCUAUUUUCAUAAUUGUAAAUUAGCUGAUUGUUUUUCAAAAUUAAUGGUUUUUGCCUAUUAAAUUUCAGAGAACUGUUUUUAAAAAUG